Molecule: messenger RNA, 1179 nt
Organism: Armigeres subalbatus
Lineage: Eukaryota; Metazoa; Arthropoda; Insecta; Diptera; Culicidae
Gene: mdlc
Product: E3 ubiquitin-protein ligase RNF113A
Exons: 3
Coding region: 152-1099 (315 amino acids)
Biological process (GO): snoRNA splicing
Cellular component (GO): U2-type spliceosomal complex
Molecular function (GO): metal ion binding
Source: RefSeq, a predicted model, not a curated record
AAAAGUCCAAAACAUCAUUAAAAAAAAGUUUAGGUCCUGGCUGCUCCUGCUGUCCUGCUGAACAACAAAUUUCACCGUUGUGAUUUUUAAAAUAUUAAAUCUAUUUAUUCACACUCGUUAAACCCGUAUUUCCAAUUCCUGUAUUGCAAUUAUGUCUACGUUUAUCAAACGUAACGUAAAGAAUAAAUUCGCUAGAAAACGCAAACAAUCGUCUGAUUCCGCCGAAGAUGAGCCGGAGUCGGCAGUAAUCAUCAACCAAGAUAAAAGGAAAAAAGCCAAUCCAAAUGUACAAAGCACAUCAUCUCUGAAGCAACAUCGAAAAGCUACACAGAAUGCUUCUAGUGAAUCUGACAGUGACGAUGAGGACCGUACUGUAGGGGUCAGCUACAAAUCAAACCGGAAUGCUGCACCCGCUGGACCCCAUGAUCAGGGAGCAACCGCAGAGCUGGAGAUUGAAACUGAAAAAAGUCACGACGCACAGGCAAUUUACGAGAAAAGUAUAGAAAUCAACAAGGAACUGGAAGGCAAAGAAGAUGACAAAGUUUACCGCGGAUUGAACAAUUACACACAGUUUUAUAAGAAAAAGGACAGCGCUCUGGGGAAUGCUGCUUCCGGUAUGGUACGCAAAGGUCCUAUUCGAGCUCCGGCGAACAUCAGAUCCACGGUCCGGUGGGAUUAUCAGCCUGAUAUCUGUAAAGACUAUAAGGAAACUGGGUACUGCGGUUUCGGAGAUAGUUGUAAGUUUUUGCACGAUCGUAGCGACUAUAAACAUGGCUGGCAGCUGGAGCAGGAAACAUCUACGACUGGAGGUACCUAUGCGGCCGAUGAUUCCGAUGGAGACGAUACGAAAUAUGAGAUCCAUUCCGACGACGAGGAGCUGCCUUUCAAAUGUUACAUUUGCAGAGAGAGUUUUGUAGAUCCGAUUGUAACAAAGUGUAAACAUUAUUUCUGUGAAAAAUGUGCUCUUGCUAACUAUAAAAAAUCAACCCGAUGCGCGAUCUGUGGCGUACAGACGAAUGGCAUGUUUAAUCCUGCCAAAGAGCUGAUAGCUCGGUUGAAGACCAGAGAGAUCAAUGAAGAUGAUUCGGACAGUGAUUAAUUCAAGAUAGCCUGUUAGUUUAAGACACAAAAUAGAAACAAAUAAAACAACCCAAAUACAACCCUUAGUCGAGUCAAGUA